Molecule: messenger RNA, 836 nt
Organism: Salvia splendens (bonfire salvia)
Lineage: Eukaryota; Viridiplantae; Streptophyta; Magnoliopsida; Lamiales; Lamiaceae
Product: BTB/POZ and MATH domain-containing protein 6-like
Exons: 4
Coding region: 141-662 (173 amino acids)
Molecular function (GO): protein binding
Source: RefSeq, a predicted model, not a curated record
UCUCUAUAAUCUUAGUCUUUGCCUUCUUCAUACACAAUCAAAUAAAGGAUAACUAUGUCUGCUUUCGAGGACCUACUCGUCGCGUCAAUGCUGUUAUUCCAAGAUGUGCACUUUCCAACUUAAUCUCUAAGGAGACUUUGAUGGAACCUUCUAAUGGUUAUGUUGUGGGCGACGGUUGUGUGUUUGGUGCUGAAGUUUUAGUCAUCAGAAGCGAACGUGUUAACGAAUGUCUGAGGUUGGUUGGAGAUGCGGCUUCAGUUGAACACGAAUGGACGAUUUCUGACAUUUCUAAUCCGGAUGGAGUUUUGUGUUCGGAAGAGUUCGAUGUUGGAAAUUACAAAUGGAACAUUGUUCUCUAUCCAAACGAAGAUUCUUCAGUGUCAAGAAACCGUUACUUGUCCAUGUUUGUUGCCCCAAGGGGCAUCCCUCCUCAUCAAAGGGUGAAGGCUGAGGUUUUUAUUAGUGUCAAAACCCGGCUCAAUGAUUCCGUCUUCUCUAAAAAAUGUACAAAUUGGUUUACAUCUUCAUGUGAAGAAUGGGGAUAUCCUGAGUUUGUAUCGACUGCUGAUGUGAGCGCUAAAAGCUUCCUUGUCGACGACUGUUUUUCUGUGGAAGUCGGAAUCACGGUGCAAGCUGUUGUGCUUGAAGCACCUGAAAUCUAGCUACUUUAAAUGUUGGUGUUUUGCUCUUAGAAAAAAAUUGGAUGGUUUAUUUUGAAAAGAUGAUCUUUGCUAUUUAAACCUAUUUGGUAAUGGUAGCCUUGUUGGGAUUAGCCAUUUUAGAUGAAUUACAAGGUUUAAGUUUUUGUCUAAGUUGAUAAGGGUGAUGUUUAUUAA